Molecule: messenger RNA, 2160 nt
Organism: Rosa rugosa (rugosa rose)
Lineage: Eukaryota; Viridiplantae; Streptophyta; Magnoliopsida; Rosales; Rosaceae
Product: cysteine-rich receptor-like protein kinase 10
Exons: 7
Coding region: 1-2046 (681 amino acids)
Biological process (GO): protein phosphorylation
Molecular function (GO): protein kinase activity; ATP binding
Source: RefSeq, a predicted model, not a curated record
AUGACAAUGGUUUCCUUAACAACUCUAUUUUUCUCUUCUCAUGUUCUGUUACUCCUGAUCACUCAAUCCCUUGCUCAGCCAGAUCUCGCAGGCCAUUUCUGUUUCAAUGGAAAAGGUAACUACACCACUAAUAGUACCUACCAAACAAACCUCGACACCCUUCUCUCCUCCCUCGUCUCCACCAAUGGCAACGGCUAUGGCUUUUACAAUUCAUCCUAUGCUGAAAACUCAACCAACCAAGUUUAUGCAACCGGACUUUGUAGAGGAGAUGUUGUAGCUGAUACUUGCCGUAGCUGCCUUAAAAACUCCAGCCUUGAGCUCAGAAAGCUUUGUCCUAACCAAAAAGAAGCUCUUGGGUUUUAUGACACUUGCAUGUUACGCUACUCAAACCGAUCCCUCUAUGGCCUCAUGGAGGAUUAUCCUCCUUUCACUUUCGUGAGUACAAGAAACUUAUCAUCAUCGGAAGUGGAAAAGUUCUUUGAAGAUCUUGGGAAUCUAUUCCGAAGAUUGAGUAGUGAAGCUGCAGCAGGUGGUUCACUUCGUAAAUUCGCAGCAAACAACACUACGUCAGGUUUCAAGACAAUAUAUGCACUAGCCCAGUGCACGCCAGAUUUGUCCGAGGAACUUUGCACUGAUUGCUUGGCUGGUGCUUAUGGAGACAUCCCAACUAACAGUUAUGGGAAGGAUGGUGCCAGAAUUGUUAAACCAAGUUGUAACAUUCGGUAUGAGAUUUCUCCCUUCUACGACCUUGAAAAUGUGGCACCACUGCCAUCAUCGCCACCAAUAUCUGCGCCUUCACCAUCAACCAAUACCACAAAUUCAGAAGGACCCCAGAAGAGUAAUAAGUCGCGGACCAUCAUCCUAGUAGUUGUGGCAGUCACAGUUUCUCUCGUACUAAUUGUAUGCAUCUGCAUUUAUUUAAGGGUAAGGAAGACAAAGAAAAACCUUGAUCAAAAUAAACUUCCAGGUGCCGAAGAUGCAGAUGAAAUUAGAAGUGCAGAAUCCUUGCAAUUCGACUUUGGCACCAUCAGAGUUGCUACAGAUGAUUUUUCUGAAGCAAAUAAACUUGGACAGGGCGGUUUUGGUUCUGUUUACAGGGGUAAACUUUCCGAUGGUGAAGAGAUAGCAGUGAAAAGGCUCUCUAUGGAUUCUGGACAAGGAGAUUCAGAAUUCAAAAAUGAGGUCUUGCUAGUAGCUAGGCUUCAACACCGAAAUUUAGUUAGACUUCUCGGUUUCUGCUUGCAAGGAAACGAAAGGCUUCUUGUCUAUGAGUUUGUUCCUAACUCAAGUCUUGAUCACAUCAUAUUUGAUCCAAUCAAACGCGCACAAUUGGAUUGGGAUAAGCGUUACAAAAUCAUAGAAGGCAUUGCUCGAGGGCUGCUUUACCUUCAUGAGGAUUCUCGGCUUAGGAUUAUUCAUCGCGAUCUCAAAGCUAGUAACAUCUUAAUAGAUGCAGAAUUGAACUCCAAAAUUUCAGAUUUUGGCAUGGCAAGGUUGUUUGUGCUUGAUGAAACACAAGGCAAUACCAGUCGUAUUGUGGGGACCUAUGGAUAUAUGGCUCCUGAGUAUGCCAUGCAUGGACAUUUUUCCGUGAAGUCUGAUGUCUAUAGUUUUGGUGUGUUGAUCUUGGAGAUAAUAAGCGGACAGAAAAAUAGCUGCUUCCGUCAGGGAGAGAACAUGGAGGAUCUUCCAAGCUAUGCAUGGAAAAGCUGGAGGGAAGGAACAACUUCAAAUCUAAUAGAUCCGACAUUGACGAAUGGUUCAAGGACCGAAAUCAUGAGAUGCAUUCACAUUGGUUUGUUAUGCGUGCAAGAAAACAUAGCUGAUAGACCAACCAUGACUUCAGUUAUUCUCAUGUUGAAUAGCCACUCUCUCAGUCUCCCGGUACCCUCAGAACCAGCAUUUUUUAUGCAUAGUAGUGUCGGAUCGGACCUGUCCUUGGGAUGGGAAAGUAGUUCAGGAGUAACAGCGUCCAAGAGCAACUUUGUCUCGGUCAAAGUACCUGAAAAUGAGGCUGCAUUAAUCUCUGAAGUAUAUCCUCGCUAGCUUGAAGAUCGAUAAUCUGACAUUACCACCACGUUUAGAUCAUAAUGUAAUUUAUUUAGUAACCAUCUUUUUGUUGGAUUUUGGUCUUAAUUCUUAAGUAGUGUGGUUCAUUCA